Messenger RNA from Ectocarpus siliculosus, 99 nucleotides. The record is from the annotation of a GenBank genome assembly. NCBI's taxonomy places the organism in Eukaryota, Phaeophyceae, Ectocarpales, Ectocarpaceae.
AUGCCACGAACGAUGUCAAGAUGUCAGGCCAUUCGUUCAAUCCCGACAGCGGAAGGAGUUCGCUGGCCAAGCGUCGUACAAGAGGCACCCUUCCGCUGA